Tarenaya hassleriana is the source of this 892-nucleotide messenger RNA. RefSeq names its product serine carboxypeptidase-like 18. Gene Ontology annotation, molecular function: acyltransferase activity, transferring groups other than amino-acyl groups; serine-type carboxypeptidase activity. Gene Ontology annotation, biological process: secondary metabolic process; proteolysis. The record is from RefSeq and is a predicted model, not a curated record. Lineage: Eukaryota; Viridiplantae; Streptophyta; Magnoliopsida; Brassicales; Cleomaceae. The transcript has 9 exons. Bases 110 to 805 code for a protein of 231 amino acids.
AAAUGAGCAUGGCUCGGAACCCCCUAUAAAUCUUCAGGGUUAUGUGCUCGGGAACCCUUUCACUAAUGCCAGGAUCGAUUUCAACUCACGUGUUCCAUUCGCUCGUGGAAUGGGACUGAUCUCCGACGAGCUCUACGAGUCGUUGAAGACAUCUUGUCAUGAGGAUUAUAUAGACGUGGACCCGAACAACUUAGAGUGCUCGAGAUGCAUGAAACGUUAUCAUGAGUGUGUUUCAGGGAUCAACAAAGCACUUAUUCAGAGUCUAUCUUGCAAUGUUUCGAUCCCGAAGCCGUCUUCCUCGGAGUAUACACGAAGGCGAUACCUUGGAGAUUUCCCCGACACCGAUCUCUCUUUCACGCCUUCUAGCUGCUAUAAAUACAGAUUAAUCCUAUCCAUUUACUGGGCGAACGAUGAAAAUGUACGUAGAGCACUUCAUGUUGUCAAGGGAAGUAUUAGAAAAUGGGUACGGUGUAAUUGGGAUUUACCUUACGUCAAAGAUAUCGAGAACAGCAUACCGUACCAUAUGAACAACAGCAUCAAAGGAUAUCGAUCUCUAAUCUACAGCGGAGAUCAUGACAUAAAUAUACCGUUCUUGGGGACUCAAGCAUGGAUAAGAUCUCUCAACUUCUCCGUCAUCGACGACUGGAGGCCGUGGAAGAUCGAUGGCCAAGUCGCCGGGUACACGAGGACGUAUGCAAACAACAUGACAUUUGCCACCAUCAAGGGAGGAGGGCACACGGCGGAGUAUACGCCGGAGAAAUGCAGUGUUAUGUUCCAAAGGUGGGUAAGCUUCAAGCCUCUGUAAAGAUACCGUAUUUACAAAUAUAUCUUUGAAUUUAUGUAAUUUGAAAAACUGCCCCGUAUUUUCCAGUAAUUUAUUGUUUCUGCCCAA